Molecule: messenger RNA, 231 nt
Organism: Asparagus officinalis (garden asparagus)
Lineage: Eukaryota; Viridiplantae; Streptophyta; Magnoliopsida; Asparagales; Asparagaceae
Product: defensin-like protein 21
Exons: 2
Coding region: 1-231 (76 amino acids)
Biological process (GO): defense response
Source: RefSeq, a predicted model, not a curated record
AUGAAGGGUGCUAGCACCAUUUGGCUGGGAGUCAUUCUGCUAAUAGCUUUGGUACCAGAUCAGAUGAGAGUGCCACAUGCAGAAGCUAAAGUUUGCGAGGCUCCAAGCGCAGGUUUCAAGGGGCUUUGCACGAGCGACACAAAUUGUGCGCAAAUCUGCAUCACCGAGGGCUGGACUGGUGGCCACUGUGAAGGGCUGCGCCGCCGCUGCAUGUGCCAGAAACCCUGCUGA